Messenger RNA from Clunio marinus, 234 nucleotides. The record is from the annotation of a GenBank genome assembly. Lineage: Eukaryota; Metazoa; Arthropoda; Insecta; Diptera; Chironomidae.
AUGACUUUCCAGCUGUGCUUUUCAAUCAUUGAACUGAUAACUCAAACUUAUCUAGGAAAUAAAUUAGCUUCUAAAUGCUUAAGAGUCAGAAAAUUAUGCAAAGCUAUUCAAAGCUCAGGUAUUUCAUUUAUGUAUGAAACUCUUAUUAAACAUUUGAAAUUGGAAUGUGUAAGAGUUGUAAACGUUUGCUUUGAACAGAAAUGUCCACAAAGACCACAACAAAUGCCUGUUUGA